CGCCCGCGGCCGCCCGCGCUGCCCGCAGCCCGUGGAUGCGCUGAGCGCUCGGGCACGGAGCCGCCGGCCCCGCCGCUGCGGAGCCCGCAGGCCUUUGUUAAUCCCCGCGGCUCUCGGCGUUGCGCUGCCUCCUGCUCCCUGCGCCCGGGCGGCGGCGGCGGCGGCGGCGGGGGCUGCGCUUUUUUUUUUUUUUUUUAUCCCCUCCCUUUUUUUUUUUUUUUUUCCUUUUUGAAAUUAAAUUAAAUCCCUUCUCGCCAUGGGAUGUACCCUGAGCGCCGAGGAGCGGGCCGCCCUGGAGCGCAGCAAGGCCAUCGAGAAGAACCUGAAGGAGGACGGCAUCAGCGCGGCCAAAGACGUGAAGCUGCUCCUGCUCGGGGCCGGCGAGUCGGGGAAGAGCACCAUCGUGAAGCAGAUGAAGAUCAUCCAUGAGGAUGGCUUCUCUGGAGAAGACGUGAAGCAGUACAAGCCAGUGGUCUACAGCAACACUAUACAGUCUCUGGCAGCUAUUGUACGUGCCAUGGAUACCUUGGGCAUCGAAUACGGUGACAAGGAACGAAGGGCUGAUGCCAAGAUGGUCUGCGAUGUUGUAAGUCGGAUGGAGGACACAGAGCCCUUCUCUCCAGAGCUGCUGUCAGCUAUGAUGAGACUCUGGGCAGACUCUGGGAUCCAGGAAUGCUUCAACCGGUCCCGGGAAUAUCAACUCAAUGACUCGGCCCAAUACUACCUAGACAGCUUAGAUCGAAUCGGAGCUGCAGACUACCAGCCCACGGAGCAGGACAUCCUUCGAACCAGGGUCAAAACAACUGGCAUCGUAGAAACCCACUUCACAUUCAAAAACCUCCACUUCAGGCUCUUCGAUGUUGGAGGGCAGCGGUCGGAACGCAAGAAGUGGAUCCACUGCUUUGAGGACGUCACGGCCAUCAUUUUCUGCGUGGCGCUGAGCGGCUACGACCAGGUGCUCCAUGAAGACGAAACCACGAACCGCAUGCACGAAUCACUGAAACUGUUUGACAGCAUCUGCAACAACAAGUGGUUCACAGAUACGUCCAUCAUCCUCUUUCUAAACAAGAAGGACAUAUUUGAGGAGAAAAUCAAGAAAUCUCCACUGACGAUCUGCUUUCCUGAGUACACAGGCCCCAGCUCCUUCACCGAGGCAGUGGCGUACAUCCAGGCGCAAUACGAGAGCAAGAACAAGUCUCCCAACAAGGAGAUCUACACGCACAUCACCUGCGCCACCGACACCAACAACAUCCAGUUCGUCUUCGACGCUGUCACGGACGUCAUCAUCGCCAACAACCUGCGGGGCUGCGGACUCUACUGAGGCCUCAGCAGACAGGUCCCCCUUCUGCUUCCCCUCCUUGGAGGGUGAUGAGGAAGGAACACGUGAACCCUUCCCUCUGCCCAGAACUGCAGCAUCCCACCUUCCCUGGCCCCCUCCCUGGCUUAUUUGGGUUUAUUUUUGGUGAAUUCCCCUCGCUGCCUCUUUCUGCUCCUCCAUUCCCAUUCGCAGUGCUGUAGAAGGAGCUGAUGCAUUUCCCACAAAGUGCAUUUCAACUGCCAAAAAACAGUAAUACCCCAUUUAAAAAAAAUAAUAAUAAUCAAAGCCUUAAAGUAUUUGUCAGCAACAGCGUAGUUUGGAUCCAAACCCGUUUUUUUUUCUCCUUGAAAUUAAGGGAUAUUUGUAAUGCUUGCUAUUUAUCUCUUCCAAAAUUGCCAUUUCCUGGGCAGCAGCAAAUCGUUUUGAUGCCAUUGCUCCAGCUCCUGCCCCUGGAGCCCCGGGAAGAGCCCCAGCAGCCCCGCUCUGUGCUCUGCUCUCUAUCAGUGACACAGCCACCGGGGGCUGAGGGAGACCCGCACAGUUACAGCACCUCCGAAGCGAUGCCUAAAAUUGCUGCAGAUAACAGUUUUACAUCAAUAUUUUCAGAAUUAAUGUUAAGAUCUGCCUGGUGUAAAGUAAAGAGUAAAGAGUAGAGUAAAGUGGCUCCUGUCCCCAGCCCUGUUGUGCUUUGCUGGGUCCCAUGUGGAAUGGCUGUAGGGAAGUGCCCAUGGUGGGGAUUUCCCUGUGUGCCAAGGGAGGAAGUGUCCCAGCCAGGGCUCUGUGCAUGUCAUGGUGGCCCUGGGGAUGCUGCUGGCAACCCACAGCCCUCUGCCCCACGUUGCACCGAUGGGGACUGCAGGGAAAUGUCCCGGAGCCCUUCCAGACUGACUGCAGUGCUGAUGUUCCUAACUUCAGCUCUGGAACACCAGAAAUAUUCACACCGGUUUCCUGCAGCCAGGCUGUACCUAUAAGGCAGGGAUGUGCUUUUGGAAGCCUCAUUGGAAACCAGCAGCAGCUGGUGGAUUUGUCACCCAUGCCCCUGCAUCCUGGAGGUGUGGCUCCAGAGUUAGUCACAGAGUUGGUCACCUGCCAACCAGCAGAUGGGGAAGGUUGACCUGUCUGCUUUGUGGGGAGGGAGCUGAGCUGAGCUGAGCCGAGUGAUGGAGCAGGAAAAGGGCAAGGAGAGGGGAUUGGGGGAGAGCAGGGGACAAGUGAGUGGGGAGGGGCUGGGGAGCUCAGGGGUCAGAGACAGAAGUUGCAAAAGGACUGUAGGGGAGGUGAAAGCAGCAGGAGGGAGGAGAGGCUAAAGAGCUGAAUGUUAGUUCCAAGUGAUACCUUCAGUGUACGUAACUGUCAGCUCCAGCACGGAGCACAUCAUGUGCAGAGUGCCCCAGUGCCUACACCAGCAGCAAGGCCUUACUGAGCUCCAUCAGCAGAAUCAACUCAGCAGCAUGCGGGGUUUGGAGGUGCGCUGUUUCCACCCCUUACUGUGCCUGACAUUUUCUCCAAUUAACCAAGUCACAGAGGCUGUCUCCAGUGAAGGCAGCACCAAACCAAAGCCUCAGGAGGGUCUAGAAUGGAGAAUGCAGGGCUCUUUCGGGGAAGAAAGUGUGAAUUAACCACAGAUGUGGCUGUGUCACCAUUCCCUGUGACUGGCAGUCCAGGCAGUGCCAGACUGGGGCAGCCCAAGUGCCAGCCCAGUGUCUGCAAGAUGGAGAGCGGGGGCAGGAGGCAGUGCUGCAACGGAGCCUUUCCUUUCCUUUGGCAUUUUGUACAUCUAAAGCUCCAUUCCAGCUGCUGCUGUUGGUGUCCCGUUCCCUCCUUCCCAACAGAUGUGCCUUCUGGAGGCGAUGCUCCUUCGUGGGGUACCACGUGCAGGGCACACUGAGGGGUCGCAGCAGAAAGGGAGAACCUGGUGCUGCUCUGUAUGCAGCGAGAGGGCCAGUUUCAGGGAGAUGGCAAAACUCCAUCAGCUCACUUUGCUGAAGGGCAAUUCCAAAGACGCAGAACCCCGCAGGAGGAAAACCUUUCCAGGGCCUGAUAGCAAUAAGCACACACCCACAAGCACACCUGAACGCACAGCCACGUGCUCCAAAGGCCACAUCUCCUGGGCCCUUAGGGACCCCCUCAGAGAGUGCAGCACAGCUGUGCAAACGACCCGGCAGAGACAGGAGCUCUGGCAGCACCCAGUGCCCCGCAGUGCCUUCACCGUGACCAGCCUCAGCCCUCCGCCUCGCACACAGAGUUGAAAGAGGAACCCCCUCCCUACUAAAACCCCGCUCCCAAUGCAGCACCCUCUCCCCGCUCCUCCUUUCCCCCUGCAGCUCGACACAGGAGCAGCGACCGUCACCGUGGCUCUGGCGCCGUCCCCUCCUCCCGCCGGACCGCCGAGCCGCUCCUCCCGCAUGUCUGAUGGCCCCAACCGCAUUAACUGUAAUUUUGUACGAAGAGUGACUGUCCAUUGGUUUAAUAGAACGUUAGCUAUUGUAAUAAUUUAUUGGCUGUCAGUAAUGUAUUUAUUAGUUACAAAAUGUUAAUAAAGUGCCAGCUCUUUUCUA
Molecule: messenger RNA, 3876 nt
Organism: Tympanuchus pallidicinctus (lesser prairie-chicken)
Lineage: Eukaryota; Metazoa; Chordata; Aves; Galliformes; Phasianidae
Gene: GNAO1
Product: G protein subunit alpha o1
Exons: 8
Coding region: 257-1321 (354 amino acids)
Biological process (GO): adenylate cyclase-modulating G protein-coupled receptor signaling pathway; G protein-coupled dopamine receptor signaling pathway
Cellular component (GO): heterotrimeric G-protein complex
Molecular function (GO): mu-type opioid receptor binding; G protein-coupled serotonin receptor binding; G-protein beta/gamma-subunit complex binding
Source: RefSeq, a predicted model, not a curated record